GGGGGCGUGUCGGUGCGCGUAGCUCGGCGGCGGCGCGACAGGAACCAGCUGAAAGACCCAGGCUCCUCGGCGCCGCGGCGGCUGUGGAAGAGAUGGAGAUGCAAUCCUACUGCGCCAAGCUCCUGGGGGAGCUGAACGAGCAGCGCAAGAGGGACUUUUUCUGUGACUGCAGCAUCAUUGUGGAAGGGCGCAUCUUCAAGGCCCACCGGAACAUUUUGUUCGCCAACAGCGGCUACUUCCGGGCCCUGCUCAUCCACUACAUCCAGGACAGCGGGCGGCACAGCACCGCCUCGCUGGACAUUGUCACCUCCGAGGCCUUCUCCACCAUCCUCGACUUCCUCUACUCCGGCAAGCUGGACUUGUGCGGCGAGAACGUGAUCGAAGUGAUGUCGGCCGCCAGCUACCUGCAGAUGAACGACGUGGUGAACUUCUGCAAGACCUACAUCCGCUCGUCCCUGGACAUCUGCCGGAAGAUGGAGAAGGAGGCGGCGGUGGCCGCGGCCGUGGCGGCGGCGGCGGCGGCCGCGGCGGCGGCGGCCGCGCACCAGGUGGACGGCGGGAUCCCCAGCUCGGGCCGGGAAGGGGCGUCCUGCGAUGCCAAGAGCGUCCUCUCCUCGUCGGCCGAGGGCGACGAGGGCGCAGACUGCCCCCGGGAGCCCCCUUGUGGGGACUGCCGAGACUGCCACCCGCUGGCCCUGGUGGUCAAGGACAGCCAGGGCGGCGGCCCGGCCAACCCGGACCUGUCCACGCUGCCCAGCCAGGUUGCGCCCAAGGUGGAGCUGGACGCGGACGAGGUGGAGGUGGAGGUCGGGGAGCCGCUGCAGCAGUACGCGGCCCCGCUGAGCCUGGCGCACGUGGACGAGGGCUUGCCCAGUGGCCAGGCCGUGGACUUGGCGUACAGCAACUACCACGUGAAGCAGUUCCUGGAGGCCCUCCUGCGCAACAGCGCGGUGCAGAGCAAAGAGGACGCGGACCAUCACUUCUCCCGCAGUUUGGAGGGAAGACCAGACGGGGCGGGCGUGGCCAUGAGCUCCAUGAUGGACGUCCAGACCGACUGGUACGGAGAGGAUUCAGGUGACGUGCUGGUGGUGCCCAUUAAGCUCCACAAGUGUCCUUUCUGCCCUUACACUGCCAAGCAGAAGGGUAUCCUGAAGCGGCAUAUCCGCUCCCACACGGGCGAGCGUCCCUACCCCUGCGAGACUUGUGGCAAGAGGUUCACGCGCCAGGAGCACCUGCGGAGCCAUGCCCUGAGUGUCCACAGAUCCAGCCGUCCAAUCAUCUGCAAGGGCUGCCGACGCACCUUCACGAGUCAUGUGUCACAGGGGCUGAGGCGCUUCGGGCUGUGUGACAGCUGCACCUGCGUGACCGACCCCCACGAUGAUGAUGACGACUUGAUGAUGCCCAUCAACCUGAGCCUGGUGGAAGCUUCGUCUGAGAGCCAAGAGAAGAGCGACACUGACAAUGACUGGCCCAUCUAUGUGGAGUCUGGAGAGGAGAAUGAGGUGGCCGGUGACGAUUCCGAGGACAGACCGCAGCUGCAGCCCAACUUUUCAGAUCGAGAGACUCUUACGUAGCAGGGGAUCGCCGGAGUGGGUGAGGGGUAAGAAUUUAGAGGUGAUCACUCCUCAUUCUGGGGUCGAAAACCACCUUGGUCCAAUUUUGUGAAAUCCCAAGAGGAACACUUUUCCACUGUUAAUGUAUUUGCCUUUUGUUUGACUACAGUGUGUUCUCGCUGCAGUUCUUGGAGAAACUGUGACAUUAAGCAAAAGCAGGAAAUGAGGGAGAGCAGGUCCUCGGAGAACUGGUGAUUCCUCCAGCCCCAGCGGGGACAGUCGUCCUCAAGGUUAUAAUGAAUUGUCAUCGAUCCCCACAGAGUUAUCAGAGGAUCUGCUUCCAUGGUGGCAGCCGAGUUUCGUGACUCACAGGACUAAUGAUAGUUCAGUAGGGUCUCUGCAUCUCUGAGGCCUCUGCUGGCCCCUCCUUAGUUCUGAGUGAAUCAAGGCUGGUCCUGAGGCUUCUUGUUUUUCCUGCUGCGCGUCCAAAUUGUAGAUAAGAGAAAGAAGAAAAUCUCCAUUCCUUUUUCACAGUGUCUCAACCCUCUGCUUUCCUUCAUCAUCAUCAUUUUACUCUGAGAACGUGGACAAGCGUACAGGAAGUUUGGCGAGUCAACUUUCCUUUGCCAAGCCUCUCCCAUGAACUCCAUGUUUGAAUUUUCUGCUGAAAUUUUAAAGAGAAACUUUGUUGACAGAAGGCAGGCAGAACUGCCUGGCAAGAUGAUUGUAAAAAUUCCUUUCUAGCGGCUGGAGUGACAGUAUAGUGUGUGUAAGGCGCUUGUCUUGCAUGCGGCUGACCCGGGCUUGAUCCCCAGCACCAUAUUUUAUUCCCCAAGUAUGCCAGGAGUGGGCCUUGAGUGCACAGCCAGGAAUAAACCUGGAACAACCCUAUACAGGCCUAAAAGCAAAAGAAAAUUGCUUUUGAAAUCUAAGACCACGGUUUUACAGGCUGAUCAUGUUUGUAUACAGACAAGCAUGGGAUGAGCUGAACAGUUUCUUCUAGCACAUUCUUCACCUCAGUGAGUUCCAUUUGAAGGUGACCCGGGAAGGAAAUGGAGCCAAUGAGCACAGGUCUGGUGGUCAUCCUGUCUGCUUUGCUGUUGGACUAUUCCACGUACACUCAUAACCUGCCUUGUGAUCCUAAAGCAAAUCAUCUGGGUGAGAUCCAAAAUGGGCCCCUCUUUUUUUCAGCUAUUUUCAAAUAGCACAGCUGUGUUAUUAAAAAAUGGAGCCACUGCUGACAUUCUUUUAUUUAGUUUAUGAGGAGAACAUUAACAGGAGGGAAAAGGAUAAGAUGAGAUUGACAAAUCAUGUUUUAAAUUGAUUACCUUUAAAAGAUUCUCUGGAAGCCAGGGAGAAAGCUUAUGGGGCUAGUGCGUAUGCUUUGCAUGAAGGCCCAGAUUUGAUCCCCAGGACACAUAGUCUCACCAGCACCUUUGGGGCGACCCUGGUGCCCCAAGUCAGGAGUCGCCCCUACUCACUGUCAGACAUGGCCCAAAACACAAACAAAAAGAGCCUUUUCAGAAAAAAAAAAAAAAAGAAGAACUGGUUAGGGCCAGAGCUAUAGUACAGCAACUAGGGCAUUUGCCUUGCACGUGCCUGAACUGAGUUUGAUCCCCAGCAUCCCAUGUGGUCCCCAGAGCACUGCCAGGAGUAAGUCCUGAGCACCGCUGGGUGUGGCCCAAAAAACAAAAAAAUACCCUAAAAGCAAACCAAAAGGAUUGGUAGAACCAAUGUUAAAAACUGGUUAGUUUUUUACCUACUCUGUCACCAGACAGUUAUUCUAAUAAAAGACACUGCACAUCUUUAAAGAACUAAGAGGCAGGAUAUGUGAGUGUUAAGGAUAUUCAGAGAUGUUUAAAAUUCUUUCAGGGCUGGGAGGUGGCUCAGAGGGCUGGCGCGUGAUUUGCGUGCAGGAGCCCGGCCCU
This is a messenger RNA of Sorex fumeus (smoky shrew), 3481 nucleotides long. RefSeq names its product zinc finger and BTB domain containing 8B (gene ZBTB8B). Gene Ontology annotation, molecular function: DNA-binding transcription factor activity, RNA polymerase II-specific; RNA polymerase II cis-regulatory region sequence-specific DNA binding; protein binding. The record is from RefSeq and is a predicted model, not a curated record. Lineage: Eukaryota; Metazoa; Chordata; Mammalia; Eulipotyphla; Soricidae. Gene Ontology annotation, biological process: regulation of transcription by RNA polymerase II. The coding region runs from base 93 to 1574 and encodes 493 amino acids. The transcript is spliced from 4 exons.